Messenger RNA from Eleginops maclovinus (Patagonian blennie), 3001 nucleotides. RefSeq names its product tetratricopeptide repeat domain 27 (gene ttc27). The transcript has 20 exons. Gene Ontology annotation, molecular function: protein binding. Lineage: Eukaryota; Metazoa; Chordata; Actinopteri; Perciformes; Eleginopidae. The record is from RefSeq and is a predicted model, not a curated record. Bases 211 to 2748 code for a protein of 845 amino acids.
UCAGAUCUCCCACAAUGCAAUGCGCAUCUGUCAUGGCUGCUCACUGAUGCCACUUAUACCACAUGUGUGAAAAUAAACAUAAUAUCUCUGACUGAGAAACACCGACUUGUCUCAUAAAGAACGCGAUUCCUCUCCGGCUGUGAUACCAGACCGUUGAGACUAAAGGCUCCCGCUGUCGCUUCUCUUCGGUCGGCUACAGAGGGCUCAGUGAUGCCGCUGGACGUGGAGCUCCCCGUGCUGCGAGGCUUCCUGACACCCAGCGAGGCAGCGGAAUGGAAGCAGAAUAUUUUCAGUACUGCAGAGGCGGGCCCUCUGCUGCAGUCGUUGAUGGAGGGGGACUUGGAGGCGGUCCUGCUGAGCCCCCAGGUGUUAGAUCUGCUCCGUGGAGAUGGCAGCUGCAACGAGGGGGACAACACCGAGGCCUACCUGGAGAAACAGGUCCUGCAGUACCUUAUCGCUGGCACCAACGAUGAACAGGCAAACAGGCAGCUGGCAGUGAUGGCUCUGGCAGUUUCCUGCCUCCACCUGUUUGCUCAGAGUAACUGGACCGGUCCUCCCGUCUCCAUCAAUAUGUCCGACCUGCUACCACCGGCCCUGCUCUCCUCUGAGCCGCAGACCCUGGUUGAUGCGAUCCACUCCAGCCUGCUGAUAGACGGGGAGUCUGUGUACAGCCUGGUGGCCAACCCCCUUCUCCUCCUGCUGGCCAGGGUCAUUCUCACCAAGUGCUCCUCAGAGAUGGACAGCCUCCAGCUGCUGCCCUGGUGGACCCUGCGCUACAUCCGCCUGCACCAGCAGAUCCUGGAGGCCUGCUCUCCUCAGCUCCUGGACCUGGCCCAGAGCAGCAUGGACAGAGUGAUGAAGAGCCUGUCUCUGUGCCCGGAGCAGAGGAACCUAGCUAUCCAUUUCCACCUGGAGAGUGUCUACAUUAAUCUGACCUACUAUAACUACAAGAGCGCCAAGGACCACAUCAAGAAGGCCCAGGAGCUCUCAGGGCUGAAUAUCAACAUGACGGGCGCUCUUGGCAAACGAACCCACUUCCAGCAAAAGUAUUUGGCUCAGCUCAUCCUGGAGGUGAAGAGAAAGCAGGACCAGAUGGAUGAUGAGGCCAGUCCCACCCCCACACCUCAGGCCAGCCUGCCCAAGGACUACCUUCUGGGUGAUGAAACCGUGCUGGAUAAGAUCAAUCUAGAGGAGCCGGAUCAGUACGAGCUCCCUGACCUGAGUGCUGAGGAGCAGGCUGUCCUGCUGGGGGUCUGCACUGACUUCCAGAAGAACAACCCCGUUCACAAACUGACAGCAGAGGAACUCCUGGCCUUCACAUCUUGUAUUCUCUCUCAGCCCAAGUUCUGGGCUGUAGAGGUGACCGCUCUCUGCCUCCGGACCAAACUGGAGAGAGGCCGCUCCCGCUGUGUGGAGAGAGCCAUGAUGCAAACCCAGGCGAUAGCAGACCACUUUGAAGACCGAAGUUGUCCUGGGACUGAGCGACUGAAGGCCUUCUACUUCUGCCAAGCCCCCCCCAGAUGGGUUGUCCAGAAACAGCUGGGCAGCCUGCUCACAGACCUCGGCUGCACCAGCUCUGCUCUGAUCAUCUACCAAACACUGGAGCUCUGGGAGGACGUAGUCAUCUGCUACGAGAGGCUGGGCCAACAUGGAAAGGCUGAAGAGAUUGUUCGCCGUGAGUUGGAGAAGAAGGAGACGCCCAGCCUGUACUGCCUGCUGGGAGACAUCCUGAGGGACCACCAGUACUACGACCGUGCGUGGGAGCUGUCCGCUCACCGCAGUGCCAGAGCCAUGCGCUCCAAAGCCCUGCUGCACCUGCGCACCAAAGACUUCCAGCAGUGUGUGGACUGCUUCGAAAAGUCUGUCAAGAUCAACCCCAUGCAGCUCGGUGUGUGGUUUUCUCUGGGCUGUGCUUACAUAGCCCUGCAGGGUUAUGAGGGAGCUGCCAAGGCAUUCAAGAGGUGUGUGACACUGGAGCCAGAUAAUCCAGAAGCAUGGAACAACCUCUCUACAGCCUACAUUCGCCUCCAGAUGAAAGAAAAAGCCUUCCGCACCCUGAAGGAAGCUCUGAAGUGUAACUUCGAGCAAUGGCAGAUCUGGGAGAAUUUCAUCAUGGUGAGCACUGACAUCGGGGAGUUUUGUGAAACUAUCAACGCCUACCACCGCCUUAUGGACCUCCGGGAAAACUACAAGGACAUCGAGAUUCUGCAGAUCAUGGUUCGAGCAGUGGUUGAGAACCUGACGGACUAUGAGGGGGAGCAGGCAGAAACUCUCCGGUCCAAACUGAAGGAGCUCCUGGGCCGGGUCAGCGCCCGCCACAGCAGUGACAGUGAUGUGUGGCAGCAAUACGCUGUGCUGUACGGAGAUGGACACAGCUCCAACCAAGAGGACAACGAAAAGGCUCUGCAGUUCAUGUCCAAAGCCUUCCGCUGCAAGGUUCAAGCUGGUGGCUGGGAGAAAGAACCGGGUCUGUUCAAAGAGGUGAUCCAAAGAGCCAUCCAUAUGGGUGAAGUGACCAUUAGUUGCAGUCAGAAGAAGAGUAAUCCAGCAGAAGUUGGAUUACAAUAUCUCCAGAUAUUGUCCUCCACCCGCCUCAGCCUCAAGAGUCUGGCUACCAAAGCUAAGCAAAUGCACACAGAUGUGGCCACAGGUCAGCUCCACAGGGAUCUGCUGGACGGGGUUGCUGCUCUGGAGCAAGUCCUCACAGAGCUGCAGGAGCUGAGCGCCACGCUGCGGGGACAAUCAUAGUGACGCUGCGGGGCCAUUACAGUGACUGUGUGGCCCUGAAGGCUCCACAGUAGUAAAGACUGCUCAGAGAGCGACAGAACCUGCAGUCGUCAGCCCAGUGCAGUGUCAAGAGUCCUGAGAAUAACAAGAGAUACAAUUACAGAUGGAAAGCCUGGCUUAAUCCUUUUUCUGUUUCUUUUUUACUCUAUAUCCACAUUAAAAUGUAAGCCAUGACUGUAAGACAUCAAAUAGUAAAAUGUUAUACAUUUUGAAA